CUAGCUUUUCGUUCCUCUGCAGUACUUACAUCACUAUACUUCAACUUUUCUGACUGGUGCAGCUAAUCGCGCUACAGCUAGAUAUUACUUCUGAGGUCUCUUCCAUAAGCUCUAUAGAUAGCAAUGGCCAGCUCUAGUUGUUUCCGAAACCAGCAGGGCUAUGAAGAAGAAAAGAACCAAAAGAUGACAGAAACCUGUACGACGGAUGGAGCCGUUGAUUGGAAUGGGCGCCCUGCAAUCCGAGGGAGAACUGGUUCUUGGGUUGCUGGAAUUCUCAUCUUAGUGAAUCAAGGAUUGGCAACAUUGGCAUUCUUUGGAGUUGGAGUGAACUUGGUAUUAUUCUUGACAAGGGUAUUGGGGCAGGACAACGCUGAGGCUGCAAAUAAUGUCAGCAAAUGGACUGGAACCGUUUACAUCUUCUCUCUUCUUGGAGCUUUCCUUAGUGAUUCAUACUGGGGGAGAUACAAAACUUGCGCUAUCUUUCAAGUUAUUUUUGUCAUUGGUUUGACAUUAUUGUCACUAACAACCUAUAUAUUCCUACUCGAGCCUAAGGGUUGCGGUGAUGAGAAGUCUCCAUGUGGAAACCAUUCAAAUUUAGAAUUUGCGUUGUUUUAUAUCUCCAUUUAUUUCAUUGCACUGGGCAAUGGAGGCUACCAGCCUACCAUAGCUACAUUCGGCGCGGACCAAUUUGAUGAGGACGACCCCAAAGAAGGUCACUCGAAGAUUUCCUUCUUCAGCUACUUCUACUUGGCUUUGAAUCUCGGCUCCCUCUUUUCAAACACAAUAUUAGGGUAUUUUGAGGACAAAGGAAUAUGGACUGUAGGGUUUUGGGCAUCUACAGGUUCUGCUGCCAUGGCAUUGAUUUUAUUUCUUUGUGGAACUCCGAGGUAUAGGCAUUUUAAGCCUCAAGGCAAUCCUCUUUCUAGGUUUUGUCACGUACUGGUUGCUGCAACAAGAAAAUGGAAGGUCAAGAUCACCUCAGAUGGAGAAAAUUUGUAUGAAGAACAUGGAAAACAAUGCCUUGAAAAUCAGACAAGGAAAAUACUUCACACCCAAGGAUUCAAGUUCUUGGAUAGAGCAGCACUCGUUACAUCAGAGGAAUCGAACCAAAUUGACAGAUGUGCCCAAAAUCCAUGGCGGCUUUGCACAGUAACACAAGUAGAAGAAGUUAAAUGCGUACUGAGAUUACUUCCAAUUUGGUUAUGUACAAUACUUUACUCAGUAGUUUUCACACAAAUGGCCUCCCUCUUUGUUGAACAAGGUGCCGUAAUGAAAACCACCAUCUCCAACUUCCACAUUCCCCCAGCCAGCAUGUCAAGUUUCGAUAUUCUCAGCGUCGCACUGUUCAUCUUCAUUUACCGGAGAGUUCUUGACCCCCUGGUAGCUAAGCUACGCAAAAAGGGACUCACUGUGCUUCAAAGAAUGGGGAUUGGGCUUGUUAUUGCCAUCAUGUCAAUGAUCUCAGCAGGAGUAGUGGAGUGUUUUAGGUUAAAAUAUGCAAGAACAGAUUGUGCCACUACCGAUUGCGAGAGUCCGAGUUCAUUGAGCAUAUUUUGGCAAGUUCCUCAAUACAUGCUCGUCGGAGCUUCCGAAGUGUUCAUGUAUGUGGGUCAGCUAGAAUUCUUUAAUAGUCAAGCACCUGAUGGGUUGAAGAGCUUUGGUAGUGCACUUUGUAUGACUUCAAUAUCACUUGGGAACUAUGUGAGUAGUUUGCUGGUCACGAUUGUUAUGAGAUUUUCUAGUAGGGAUGAUAUGAGUGGCUGGAUCCCUGGAAACCUUAACAGAGGUCAUUUGGAUAGGUUUUACUUUCUAUUAGCAGCUUUGACUACAGCUGAUCUCAUGGUCUAUAUAGUUUGUGCUAAGUGGUACAAGUAUAUCAAAUUUGAAGUAAAGGGAAGAGAUGAUCAAGCAGAAUAUAUUAGGCAAGCUGAACUUGGAGUCUAAUCAUUUUGAAAAUAAGAUCGCGAAAAAUGUUCUGAGAAUAAUUGGUUGGACCAUUUCUGUCGGUAGAACGAGCAUCGCUUGCGGUGAAACUAGAGAAAUGUCUUUUCCAUUAAUCCAAGCUGAG
Messenger RNA from Argentina anserina (silverweed cinquefoil), 2068 nucleotides. RefSeq names its product protein NRT1/ PTR FAMILY 7.2-like. Gene Ontology annotation, molecular function: transmembrane transporter activity. The transcript is spliced from 5 exons. NCBI's taxonomy places the organism in Eukaryota, Viridiplantae, Streptophyta, Magnoliopsida, Rosales, Rosaceae. The coding region runs from base 124 to 1944 and encodes 606 amino acids. Gene Ontology annotation, cellular component: membrane. The record is from RefSeq and is a predicted model, not a curated record. Gene Ontology annotation, biological process: transmembrane transport.